This is a messenger RNA of Microtus ochrogaster (prairie vole), 729 nucleotides long. RefSeq names its product testis expressed 29. Lineage: Eukaryota; Metazoa; Chordata; Mammalia; Rodentia; Cricetidae. The record is from RefSeq and is a predicted model, not a curated record. The transcript has 6 exons. The coding region runs from base 210 to 656 and encodes 148 amino acids.
CUGGCUGUGUGCAGUGGACAGAGUGGAAGAGGUAGCCAGUUCCUGGUUCAACCCAAAACGUUGUUCCUACCUUGAGGGUCCUAGAGGGACAGCGUAGAGAAUGCAGCUCUGGAAAUGAUGGACAGGUGUGAACACUCCGAGGCCCCUGUGUGCUGAGGUGUCCUGUCUUUUGGGCAUAAUUGAUCCCCGCACCACUGUCAGCAGCUACCAUGAGAUACUCCCCCGAAAUCAAGAAGUCCCCAUCGCACCUCCUGAAGAAGUUUGCAGUGUGUGACAUCCCUCUCUAUGACAUCUGUGACUACAACGUCAGCAGGGACCGGUGCAAAGAGCUCGGGUGCUGUUUCUACAAGGGUGUCUGCUAUGAGAAAGCUGUUCCCGUUUAUGUGCAGAUCUUCACUGCCCUGAUCAUGCUCAUUGCAAUCAUCUUUGCCAUCACCAUCACCUACAGAAUCAUACAUGAGUGUAGAACAAAGACAGGGGUCUUCGCGGAAACCCUACCAUCAGUUAACAUCUCCAGGAAGGAGUCUGAGCAGCUUUCUACUCAAGAACUGAUGUCGCUCAAACUUUCCCUUCCAACUGGCUCCUCCAAGAAGGGCACUGAGAGCCAAAUGGAAGCCGCGCUGACACUGUCAGAACACGAGGAGACGGAGGAGUAAAGAACACAAGGAGGCAGUGUUGGGAGAAUGUCGGCUAUAUCCCCCAGUGGACACCUUUAGUGCGUGACCGAGU